AUCUAUUUUGCGUAAACGUCGUGGUUCGUACGACAUGGAUAUUGCAAGGACGGCAAAGCAAUCUGGAAAUCAUCUACUCUUCAUGUCUUCUCGACAUUCCCAGCGUAGCCAGCGAGCAAAUCAUGGCCAGUCUGCUAAAUAAUCAUCAUGAGAUCAGUAACUUGUCAACAACCGGCAGCCAUGCUACCAGGACCCAUGCAUGACCAACUAGGAUACUGCAGCUAUAAUUAUAUAUAUCUAGCUGUAGUCAUGCAAGCAGUUGUUGAAUCAUCCUAUCAAAUAUUAUCAGCCCUAACUAUAUAUAUUCGACGUUUAAAUGUAUAUACUAAAGUUGCAUUGUGUUAUGCACAAGAGUAUCCUUAUUGUAUGAUAUUGUAUAAGUAAUUAAAAAUUCUUAAAUAUUAUGACAUUUAUUUAAAUAUCGAAUAUUUCGUUUUAAUCACGACAUCUUCAGACACCAAUUACCAAUACGAAGUUGCUACAAAUUUUCAAUAUUUUAUUCCGUGUUUUAAUUUGUUAAAAAAGUAUAGGAUCUGUUCAAAUUUCCUCUAUUUUAAUAUUACUUUUCCGCGUGUCUUAAAACAGUAGUAAAAAAAGGCAUGUACUAAACCCCGAAACAACCGGAACGAAACCACCGGAACAACCGGAACGACCGGAACCGAAACCAGAAUCGAACAACAACCAGAACAAGAAUAGGAAAAGACCGGAACCACCGAAACCAGAAUCGAACAACAACCAGAACAAGAAUAGGAAAAGACCGGAACCACCGAAACCAAAUCGAACAACAACCAAAGAAUAG
Messenger RNA from Paramuricea clavata, 799 nucleotides. The record is from the annotation of a GenBank genome assembly. Lineage: Eukaryota; Metazoa; Cnidaria; Anthozoa; Malacalcyonacea; Plexauridae.